Messenger RNA from Zychaea mexicana, 774 nucleotides. RefSeq lists its product as uncharacterized. Lineage: Eukaryota; Fungi; Mucoromycota; Mucoromycetes; Mucorales; Lichtheimiaceae. The record is from RefSeq and is a predicted model, not a curated record. Bases 1 to 774 code for a protein of 257 amino acids. The transcript has 5 exons.
AUGCGACAAGCAGAAGUUGAUGAUGUUGAGCCAAUUUCUGUAGAAGAAAAGGUUAUGGCGUUUGCGUUGGGAUGCGAGUAUUAUCAUCCUUCCCAAUCUUUGAUCCUAGAUUUGGGGGAUAAAAACUGGAGUUCUGUUUUCAGUGAAGAAGAGCUGAUGAAAUACGUGGUGCUGGUGGCGAUUUGCCUUGUGGUGUACCGAAAGAACUUGAACAAUGCUUCGAGAAAAACUGGUGCGGAGGUGUUCAAGUAUGCAAGAAGCAUUGAAAUCACCGAUCCUACCAAAGAAACAUUGAAAGUGUGGUUGUCGACCGAGCUACAAAAUAUAGCAAGUCUCUUUUUAGAAACUGGGACAUUCGAUAUUGGUAGUUUGAUGGAAUCGGACCAGUUGUACCGGUGUUUUGAUUUUUUUGCUACAGUUUUUAAAGGAAGUUCCAUCUUGGCAAAAGGAAAUGAGAAGUCUAGUGAAGCCAAUGCCAGCUUGGUGAACCAAGACCGACAAUUAUCAUCUAUAAUGCCAAUAACAAACCAAAAGAUGGGAAGGCGAGUGGAUAUGCUCUUCAACUGUGGUCAUAUCGAGCUUAGUUGCACAGAAAUAGGUGCCACAAAGGACCAAACAAAGGAGAUGCACGAUAGCUUUCUCAAGAUGCCUAUUGUAUUGCACAAUAUGUUGUUGUUGGCGACUUUCAGCCCAAACCUUCUGCAUCAAUCCCAUGUGAUUGGAUACAGUAUUUCAGGUGGCUGCGUCUCCUUAUUGGAUGCCAGUAUUCCAUAG